Molecule: messenger RNA, 1344 nt
Organism: Liolophura sinensis
Lineage: Eukaryota; Metazoa; Mollusca; Polyplacophora; Chitonida; Chitonidae
Product: PRELI domain containing protein 3B-like
Exons: 6
Coding region: 113-700 (195 amino acids)
Cellular component (GO): mitochondrial intermembrane space
Source: RefSeq, a predicted model, not a curated record
CAUGAACACUGAGUGAAUGAUCAGACUCCCGCUGUUGCUGUACAUUUCCAUAGACACGUGAGGAAUGUCAAUAGUAUUUUGUAGAUAAUUUUAGCCUUUCGUUUUCAUCGACAUGAAGAUUUGGACAUCAGAACACACUUUUACGCACCCCUGGGAGACUGUGGUUCAGGCGGCCUGGCGUAAAUACCCCAAUCCCAUGAACCCCAGCGUUGUGGGGAUCGAUGUGGUGGAGCGAUCAGUCACGCCGAGCGGCAUCCUCAAGUCACAUCGGCUCAUGAGCACAGCUUGGGGAUUGCCCACCUGGGCAGUCAAUAUUUUGGGGGCCAGUGAAUCGUGCUAUGCCAGUGAACACUCAGAAGUUGACCCGUCCAGUAAGACGAUGACAUUGAGGUCCAGAAACGUUUCGUUUUGCAACAUAAUUUCAAUAGACGAAAAUUUAAAGUACAUGCAGCACCCGACAGACAAAUCCAGUACAUUAUUGACCCAGGAAGCAGUGGUGAAUGUACGCGGGGUUCCCCUCAGCAGUUACAUGGAGUCCAUGAUCACCAGCACCAUCUCUAAAAAUGCCAGCAAGGGACGUCAGGCGAUGGAAUGGGUCAUCGGGAAGAUCAGCACCGAGGCCCGCGACUUCAAACAGGAAGCUCAAAUCUGCAUGGAUAAUGUGUUACCAUCGUCCAGAGCGAAUACGAGCUCAUUAUGAUGACGCGCCAACGUAGAUCCCCACCCACGCUGAAUUUUCCACGUGUCUUAGCAACCAACAGCAGUCGUGCAGAACUCAAGAGUACCCACUGAACUACAGGCAGGCUUAUUGUGAUAUCUGUUGUUGGUCAGACUUUCUUGUUUCCUGUCCAGCAGUUCAACCAAUCACACACCUAUGAAGUAUGAAAAUGUCCACCGUAUCACAUAUUGAUACUCAGAUGACUAUUUGUAUAUUUGAAAGAUGUGAAUUUUUUUGGCAUAUACAAAAAAAAAAAUAUAUUAAUAAGGGUAAGACUCGUGCUAGAUUUUACUGCUGCUGUAAUUUUUUCAAAAGUGUUGAUAUUCCUGUGAAAUGUACCAUUUUCAUAUUUUACAGGUAAAAUAAAAGCUGACUUUUGGACUGGAUGAUUGUCAUAUUAUGGUUCGUAUGUAAUAGGUUAAGCUAAAAAGAGUGAACAUAAAAAAGAAGAAUUGCGUACUGGCUUUUGGUUGAAGUUGUGACCGGACAAAGUUUUUUGUAGCAUCGUGGUGAUGACUUUUGAUUAAGGAGACAGUAAAUGGGGAUUUUCUUGAUACGUAUAGUUAAUCAAUAUACUAAAGAGAAGAAUAUUUGUUUUGUUUUGUACAGAAGGUAAACGACGAUAU